Glarea lozoyensis ATCC 20868 is the source of this 2013-nucleotide messenger RNA. RefSeq names its product heterokaryon incompatibility protein. The record is from RefSeq and is a predicted model, not a curated record. Lineage: Eukaryota; Fungi; Ascomycota; Leotiomycetes; Helotiales; Helotiaceae. The transcript has a single exon. The coding region runs from base 1 to 2013 and encodes 670 amino acids.
AUGGCUAACUCUCACGGUUCCUGUAAGCUCUGCCAAUAUAUUGGCAACCCGAUAACGGCAAAGCCUCCAAAAUCACACACAAAGGGUUGUCCAACAGGUGUGCUGCUUGAGGCGGUUGAGCAAAAGCGGAUUUCAGCUGGUGGAGGAGCUCCGGUGAGGUACGAUGGUCGCGAGUUCUACUUACCCGCGAAAGAAAAUCCCCAGGACACAACCAACAAGCAAGGGGGGUAUGGCUUUCUCAGCGACAUCCAUCCUAAUUCUGGAUCUAAGGACUGUUUCAAUUUGAUCCGGCAGUGGGCGAAAAGGUGUGAUAAUGAGCACAAACACUCGGAUUGUAAAUCAGGUUUCGUAACAGAGCUUCCGAAAAGGGUAAUUGAUGUCGGGUCAUCUAACAAAGACGGAAAUGAUGUACGGUUAUAUGAGAGAAGCAAGAACGAGACCGCAGAAUAUAUUGCACUGAGCCAUUGUUGGGGGAAGGAUCCGAUAUUGACGACAACUUUGGAUACUUUAUCCACAUUUAAAGAGGAAAUCAGGUGGGAUAUUUUGCCGAAAACAUUUCAAGAUGCUAUUACUGUAACUCGAGAGCUUGGAAUCCGCUAUCUUUGGAGUAGGUAUCUUCUUCAUUGCAUCAAUUUCCUCAAGAGCUCAACUGACUCAUCACUUCCAGUUGACUCUCUGUGUAUUAUCCAAGACUCGGCCAGCGAUUGGGAGGAAGAGGCGCCCAAAAUGUGCGAUAUUUAUAGUAAUUCCUACAUCGCGAUCGCAGCUGCAAUAGCUGUGGAUGCGCAGGCUGGGUUUCUUCGCGAUCGCAAGAGCAAUAUUCUCCCAAAAGUACUUACGGGUAGCGGGCUGAGAUGCCGUGCAGAGGUUGAUCAUGUGAAUUGGCCAAGUCAAGAGCCCAUUCUCUCUCGAGCAUGGUGUUAUCAAGAGCGCCUUGUCCCACGACGCCUGCUAUCGUACCGAGUUGCUGAAGUGACAUGGGAAUGCAGAACAACGCACUGGUGCGAGUGUGGGCGUGCAGAGUCUUACUAUGGAACAGAUCGCAUCAUAUACGAACGGACCUUGAUGAAAGAGCCAUUAGAUAAAAAGAAGAUGUACGAUUAUUGGCAUCAAAAGCUCCUUGUUGACUACACCCAAUUGAGCCUUACACGAGAAUCUGACCGGCUGGCUGCAGUUUCUGCUCUGGCGUUUCAGUUUCAAGAGAGACUGAAAGUUGCUGGUAAAGAUGAUGUUUUCUUAGCUGGCUUUUGGAGGAGUCACUUACUUCAAGGUCUAGCUUGGAGGUGUCUUGGGAAACCUGGAAGGGGAAGGAAAGGAAUCGCAGAGACUGGCAUAGUCACCGAGCCCUAUCUUGCGCCCACUUGGAGUUGGGCUUCAAUUCAAGGUCCUAUCAACUUUGAGAAGCUGGCCAUGACAAAAGGAAACUCUUUUGGAGCUAUAGAUGUCAUAAACAUGCCGAAAGCGUUGGGGAAAUCGCCUGAAGAAAAUGGGUUGACGAUGAGAGGAAGAAUAUUUAAGGCGCAGAUCACCAUUGAAGACAGCUAUAUUCUAAGGCGUAAUGCACAAGCAACACAUUGGAUGGACUAUGUCGUUAUACGUGAGAUUCCGGAUGAUCACACGAUACCUCACUACCCGAUUUUCAUUCAAGGGCGCGAUCCAAUGGUCCCCACACCAGACGGCAAUUGUGUCAACGAAACCGCUAUUUUCUGGCCUGAUUGCCCUCUUGCCAUCAGGCUACAGAACGGAUUGAAAGUAGUUGAGAGAAGAAAUUCAUCUUCGGAAGCAAAUACUGGCAAAGUGGAUGUAUGGUGCUUUCUUCUAUACUCCAAUGGCCAGACGCUCGGGGCUUUGGUUCUGUCUAAAUCGAAUUCACGGCAAGAUUGUUUCGAGCGCGUUGGGUUCAUGGAGCUUUAUCACACUCAUCCGAUUUUUGGUGGCUUUGAUGAUGAUGAUGGUCCUACGACUGACUUGAGCAUGGCCCAUCUGGAUGAACAGGAGAUAACGAUAAUCUAG